Messenger RNA from Chionomys nivalis (European snow vole), 5589 nucleotides. RefSeq names its product septin 5 (gene Septin5). Bases 3527 to 4663 code for a protein of 378 amino acids. The record is from RefSeq and is a predicted model, not a curated record. The transcript has 11 exons. Gene Ontology annotation, cellular component: synaptic vesicle; cell division site; septin complex. Gene Ontology annotation, molecular function: GTP binding; molecular adaptor activity; GTPase activity. Gene Ontology annotation, biological process: regulation of exocytosis; cytoskeleton-dependent cytokinesis. NCBI's taxonomy places the organism in Eukaryota, Metazoa, Chordata, Mammalia, Rodentia, Cricetidae.
CGACCGGCUGUCACCCAUUGUGGCACCGAUGCCGGUGGCGCCCAGGCGUGACCCCGCCCCCGCCGGCCGUCACCCAGCCCAGUGGCGAUAAUCGAUUAUCUGUGGGGGCAGCGCCGCCGCUCCUGGGGCUGCGUAGGGGAAGAGUGGGCAUCGCGCCUGGUUCCUUGACAUGCAUAACAGGGGCCUAGGCAUCUUCUCAGGGUCGAGGGCCUCUCUCUUCUGGUCCAGAGCCAGACUCUCCUUCCUAACCUGACCGAAGGCCACGUGCUGGGGGUCCAGGGUGAGGCUGUAGUUAUGACAGGCCAGGAACGGAGGGAGGGGUCCUCCAGUUCCCUGAGCCGCACCAUGGGGCCUCUGCUUAUCGCACUUCAUGCCCAUGCAUCUUUGUGCUUCUCUCUCCCGCACAUAAAUUCAUGCUCACUAGUCCUUGGCAGGGCCUCUUCCAAGACCUGGAACUUCCAAGGCUCCUUAUCUGAGUCAUCCCAGUGCCAGCACUGGUCCUCCAGCCCUGAGUACAGCUAGGCUUGUGGCCUUCCAAAGGACUAGCCCGAUGCCCAUCCCUAUGAGAGUGUCCGACUACUGAGAAGCUGAUCUGGGUACCCUGUGGAAACCCAAAGGAGCUGAGGGUUGUGAAACCAGAGUGGUGUGCAAGUGGCUGUCCUCCGUGGCUUGAGCUAGGCCCUGUUUGAAGGAAGAAAGAAAAAAAGGGGGGAGCCCAGCCCUGACACCAGAAGACCUUGGCAAGCCUCACUGUAGAUGGAGGGUCAGCCUCUAGCAUUGAUACCGGGUGGACCCCAGAGUACUAGACCAGAGUGCAGUGGGCAAAGCAAAGGCAGCUGGCAGAUGGGGUCAGCUGGAGUCUCCUGGCAGGGACAUGCCCCGCCCAAGACUGAUGAGGCUCACUGGGAGGGGCUCCCCCAGGAGCCUUCCUAGAGAACUGCCUCCCCAUCCUCAUCCCAGCAGGCCAGACAAAGCCUGCUAGGGACACACGCCGCCUGACUAUUGUGUAAGGGAGAAGGAAGGGGCUAGAAACUAGGGAGGCAGGGAUGGAGGCUUCUGGAAAGUCCUUCACGUCUUGGGUACCUGCUCCUUAGCAUCAGCAGUGUUCGCUGUCCAUUGCUGCCCGGAUGGAGACCCCCCUCCCUUCCGGCUGAAUUAUGAGCCCUUCAGUUAGAGCCAGCCUCACACCAUCCCCUAGUCCCAGAGCCAAAGGGAGAGAGCACUGAGUCAAAGCAGAUGGACAAAGCCCCCAGAAGAGUGCCAGAGUUGGGGUGCUUGGGCCUGGGGGAAGCAGCACACAGUAUCUUCCGUGUUUCUGUGGUGUACAGAGACAGGGCUUAACCAGGCUUCUUUCUUACUCUACGAGGGGAAGGGGGUCAGAGCUGCAGUCUGUGUGGAAGGGGGUUGUCUGUCUGCCCUUUGCCUCCACACCCCUUCUUGGACAGUGAUGAAGACUCUGUCUGCUAUGCCUACUUAGAAUUCUAGGACGGAAAAACAUCAAGUGUCUCAUCCUCACGAAGAGGUGGGCACAGCUGUGGCAUAUGGCAUCAUAUCCCUGAGGAGUAUGUCUUGAGUCUCGGGGGAAUAGAAAAAGGGCUGUGCAGAGCACCCCCUUCCUUAGGGCUUCUCCCGGAAACAUGCAGGAUAUGACAGCUUGAUUCGGCCAUACUCGGGCUGUGGAUGGGGAGUAAGACCCUUGCUGUUUGACCUGGACUUCCCCAGAGAAUGUACCUUCCCAGUAGACAAGUCGAGGGGCAGUUUAAGACUAACUAGCUCUGUUCAGCAUGAGGGUGUGGCCCAGGCCACGGCUGUCUGUAUGAUCUUCCAGAGAUGCUCUAGAUUGGAGAUACCACCUGUCUGGGUGGAGGCCAGGCUGAGAGCUGUGUCCACAGCAGUCGGAGCAGGGAAGGUGGGUGGAUUCAGCCUGGAGGCUUCCUGCAGGUCAGGCAGGAGCCAGUAGCCACUCUCUGGGAGCCAGAACUUAGAAGGCCGCUUCUCAGCCCUGGGAUGAAUGGCUCUCCUGUUCCAGUUGUGGGCCCACCCUCCUCCCCAGGUGCCAGCUGUCCUCGGGCCCCAUAGCAGACCCAGGGUGGAGGCCCCUCCAAGAAGCCAAAGGGCAGAGCUUUCCUAGACAAGGGGUGGGACCUGCACGAGAAAGGGAGAAAGGGAGGGAGGUCUCCCUGCCCUUCGGCGAGUGGGAACAGUGACUUAUCUAGUUUCUUGCCUCCUGGGGCUGGUGUGCUCUGAUUCUGGUGGGGUUGAAAUGAGGAGAGAGGAAAGGUCGGUGGCUCACAGAAGAUGGCUUCCAGUUCAUCAGCACCCUGUGAUUCCAGGGACACGUGAUUCCUAAAGUAAUGGCAUGUUGUGGCCAGAGGUUUUGCCUAGCUGUGGCCUGACCAAGGUUUCCAAGCUAGGAAGGAAGAGGGCUAUCUAAACUCUGACCACUGCAUCCCCUCGCACCGUUUUGUUUUUUAUUUGUUUGUUUGUUUGUUUGUUUGAGAUAGAGAGUCUCAAUGUAUAGCUCUAGCGGUACUGGAACUCACUACGUAGACCAGGCUGGCCUCAAACUCACAGAGAUCCGCCUGUAUCUGCCUCCUGAGUGCUGGGAUUAAAGGCGAGCACUUUAAAGGCUACUCUGACUGGCCUCCCCCACUAUUAACCUAUGCUAAGCAGAGGGGAGAGGCAGAUCUGGGACAGGUGCUGGCAGGACUUAGUAUGGAAAAGGUGAACUCUGUCCUCAGCGCACAUGAAGAUGCCACGCGGGAAAAGAAUUCCCCCAAUCACAGGCACACACACACACACAUGCGGAUGUUAGGAAAGAGUGAGCCCCCAGGUAGUGGGGAUGGGCGUGUCCGUGGGUUGUUUGGUCUCCAUGGCACGGUUCGGGGGGGUUUCGGGUGAAGUGCGAGGGAGCAAGGUGUUGGCCGGGGCUGGUUCCCGCGCGGUUGCGCGUGGGUCCGGAGCGUUCUGCAGCGCCCUCUGGUGGGCGGCAGCCGCGCGGUGUUCGGGAGGCAGGUCCGCGACCGCAGACAACUCGCCUCUCGCCUGCCGACGGUCUGGACCCGACCUCGGGUGCCACGGCUGCGCUCCGGGUCCACGCGGCGCCCCCGCCCGCGCGCCUCUGCUGGGCCCUGCCCUCCGCAGCCGUUUUCUCGAGGCUCCGCCUGCGGCCCAAUUUCCAAGCGACCGUUUCCCGGCGACGGCGGGCGGGGCGGUCCCCACCACCGCUGCCGGGAGCCCGCUAAGCCCCGCCUACGGCUCCAGUGCGCGAGCUACUGCUGAGCCACAGCUCGCUUCCCUUGCGCUGAGACAGGGGAAUGGCUCGCACGACUUCUGAGGUCAGCGGCCUACCAGGUAGGCGACGCUCCCUCUUCCGGUCUCAGUUCUCGUGUCUUCAAAACCUGAGUCAGAAGAGGGCUUAAGAGCAAAUUUACCCAGCGCGAAUCUCUCGAGAUCGCUGGCCCCGACUGGCCUGACCCCGGUGUAGGGUCGGAACAAGGCCGGCAGGGCCCGCAGGGUCGCCACGAUGGACUCACUGGCAGCACCCCAGGACCGCCUGGUGGAGCAGCUGCUGUCGCCGCGCACCCAGGCCCAGAGGCGGCUCAAGGACAUCGACAAGCAGUACGUUGGCUUUGCCACACUGCCCAACCAGGUGCACCGGAAGUCAGUGAAGAAGGGCUUCGACUUCACCCUCAUGGUGGCUGGUGAGUCCGGCCUGGGGAAGUCUACUCUUGUCCACAGCCUCUUUCUGACUGACCUGUACAAGGACCGGAAGCUGCUGAGUGCUGAGGAACGGAUCAACCAGACAGUCGAGAUCCUGAAACACACCGUUGACAUUGAGGAGAAGGGAGUCAAGUUGAAGCUCACCAUUGUGGACACACCCGGCUUUGGGGAUGCGGUGAACAACUCGGAGUGUUGGAAGCCCAUCACCGACUAUGUGGACCAGCAGUUUGAGCAGUAUUUCCGCGAUGAGAGUGGCCUCAACCGAAAGAACAUCCAAGACAACCGGGUGCACUGCUGCCUGUACUUUAUCUCCCCGUUUGGACACGGAUUGAGGCCAGUGGAUGUGGGUUUCAUGAAGGCUUUGCAUGAAAAGGUGAACAUCGUUCCACUCAUUGCCAAAGCCGACUGCCUGGUUCCCAGUGAGAUCCGGAAGCUGAAGGAUAGGAUACGGGAGGAGAUUGACAAGUUUGGGAUCCAUGUGUACCAGUUUCCAGAAUGCGACUCAGAUGAAGAUGAAGACUUCAAGCAACAGGACCGGGAACUGAAGGAAAGUGCGCCCUUCGCUGUUAUCGGCAGCAACACUGUGGUGGAGGCGAAGGGGCAGCGGGUCCGGGGACGACUGUACCCCUGGGGGAUCGUCGAAGUGGAGAAUCAGGCGCACUGCGAUUUUGUGAAGCUUCGGAACAUGCUAAUCCGAACUCAUAUGCAUGACCUGAAGGAUGUGACAUGUGACGUGCACUACGAGAACUAUCGUGCCCACUGCAUCCAGCAGAUGACCAGCAAACUCACACAGGACAGCCGGAUGGAGAGCCCCAUCCCUAUCCUCCCACUGCCCACCCCGGACGCAGAGACAGAGAAGCUCAUCAGGAUGAAGGACGAAGAGCUAAGGCGCAUGCAGGAGAUGUUGCAGAAGAUGAAGCAGCAAAUGCAAGACCAGUGACACCCAGCCCCAGACCCACAUCGCCAAGGCUAGAUGGCCGGUUUCCGGGCUGGCUCCUCCUAUCCCUGGAUCCCAGACUGUCCUGGAUUCUACCCUGGGUUCAUCUGGAUCUCAGACAGCCUGGACCUAGCCCUAACCCAAAAUGGCUUUGACCAAACUGUUCAGACCUGGAGUCACGGAGCCACAGCCCUCAGAUGACCCUAAUUUAUUCUCAGCAUCCACCCUUCCCGGUCGUUGGUAUCUGCUUCUGAGUGGUCUGAACCACAGCCCCUCCACAACAUCCUGCCGCCCCCGCCCCCGUGCGCACCUCCCGCUCGUCUAAAGGGAACAAGUUGUGUAUAAUCUCCAAGAUCUCUCUUCCUAAAAGAUCACUGCCCCAGUGGCCUAUAAACCAGGGUAGAGGAGGGUCGUGGAUGCAGGGUCUUGGGCCUGUUACGCAAGAUAAUACCGCAGAAUGGAAUUGGGAGGCCCUCUCUGCGGGUUCCAGUGGGCUACAAAGCAUAUGCUAAUAUCCUACUGUGUGCGGAAGUAGGCUCGGCCCUCCCUCACUCUUUAACCACGCUCUGUUCAGGACCAGAGCACACGGGUUUGGAGGCUGAGGCCUUUAGGAAGACCCCAGACCUAGAAGCGUCUAGGAGGAAGGAGGGGGAUGUGUUGCGCUAGACCGCUCAGGCCCCUUCCUGGGUCGACCUGAAGGACUCCAGCGGCGGUUGGAACGGGGUGUACCCUAUGCCUAGACUACUUUCAUCUACCUAUAGGUCGAGUUCUCCUCCUCCCAGCAGCUCUGUUGUGCUGGGAUUCCAGCCCUUGGCCUCCUCCAUCUGUCCACCCGCAUGACCCCUCCCCACACACCCCAUUCUCCGUUUUGUUUAGUUGUGAAUGCCGCGUCCUGUCCUGGGGACAGGAGAACAAAGUUGGUGAACGUC